AUGUCUGAUGCCAAGAUCACUGACAAAGUGGUGGUAGUUCAUGACAUGGGAAUGAGAACAGGCUGGAGAGACAACAGAAUCAACUUUUUCGUGGUGGAGAUAACAACAGUGCAAACUCAAAAAGUGGUUCGAGACAUUGUCUUCCUCAUGGAUGGCUCUAACUACAUUGGCAGCAGUAACUUUCCCUAUGUGAGAGACUUCAUAAUCAACGUGGUCAACCAGCUGGAUGUACGUCCUGACAGGGUCAAGAUUGGUUUCCUGCAGUUUGCUGAACGUCCAAAAACUGAAUUUUAUCUGAACUCCUACAACAACAGGCAAGAUGUUGUGAAUAAGAUCUCCCAAAUCAGGCUGACUGGAGGUUCAGUUUUGAAUACAGGAGCUGCCAUGGAUUAUGCCCUCUCCAACAUGUUCCAGCCAUCAACUGGCUCACGCAGGAGGCAGGGAGUCCAGCAGGUGUUGGUUCUGAUCACAGGUGGUCCGGCCCAAGAUGAGGCUAAAAGAGUAGCUGAUAAAUUGGCUCUGGCUGGUGUUUUGACCUUCACAGUCAGUUCUGGGCAAGCCGAUGAAGGACUACUGAGAACAGUUGCCUUUGUUCCAGAUUUAGCUUACCAUGAAGCAAGCUUCUCUGAUUUACCAGCUAUGGCUGAACUGAUCAUGCCAAAAUUGAUAACAGUGGUUGGAGAUACAGAUGUGACGGAAUUCCCUGAGGAGACUGUUGUUGGAGCUGAGAGGGAUGUUGCCUUUCUCAUUGAUGGCACAGAAAAUGUUCGAGCAGAAUUUGGCUACAUCCGGGAUUUCAUCAUUAAAAUCAUUGAACCGCUUGAUGUUGGGAUUGACAAAGUGCGAAUAUCAGUGGUUCAACACAGUGAGAGGCCAACUCCAAGUUUCUACCUUAACAGUUAUCAAACCAAAGAGGAGGUGAUAAAUGCUGUCAACUCAAUGUCAGUGGCUGGUGGACGCAGCCUAAACACAGGAGCUGCUCUAAAAUUCAUGAAGGACACCAUCUUGUCUGAAAGGCAUGGUAGCCGGGCUGCACAAAAUGUACCGCAGUUCCUGAUAAUUUUGGCUGGAAGCAGGUCCAGGGAUAACGUGAAGGAUCCUGCUGGUGCACUGAAGACAGAGGGAGUCGUACCGUUUGGUGUUGGUGUCAAGGAUGCGGACCCAAAGCAGAUUGAGGCCAUUUCACACAACCCUUCCUUUGCCUUCACCGUGAGGGAAUUCAGUGAACUUAGCAGCGUACCACAAAAGCUUAAUAACUACGUGAGCCUUCCAAGGGAGGAGCUGGCCAUAGUUCUACAGCAAGUACAAAGCAAUGCUGCAAAAAGAGAUAUUGUCUUCCUGCUGGAUGGCUCUGAUAAUACAAGAAAUGGAUUCCCAGAGAUAAAACUCUUUGUUAAGAGCAUAGUGGAGAGCCUCUCUGUCAGUGAAAACCAAGACAGAGUAUCUGUGGUUCAGUUUGCUGAUAACCCUGAGGUCAACUUUUAUCUGAAUUCUCACAAGGCAAAGAAUGACACUGUAAAUGCCAUAGAUAAUAUAAGGUACAAGGGUGGGAGGCGCCUUAAUAUUGGGAGAGCUCUCCAGUUUGUGAGGCACAAUGUCUUCACAUCUGCCACGGGCAGUAGACGACUAGAAGAAGUGCCCCAGAUUUUAAUUCUUCUAAGUACUAAACCAUCCACUGAUAAUGUGAGAAGCCCAGCUUUUGCUCUUAAAGAACAUGGCAUUGUGUCAGUGGGGGUUGGAGUAAGAGAUGCCAAUCUUUCAGAGUUGGAAAUAAUUGCCUUCAAACCUGGUUUUACAUACAAGGUCACUGAUUUCUCAGAGUUGCCCUCACUCCACUCACAACUUGUUGCAACACUGAAUAUAAACAAAGACACUGAGGAAACCAUAACUGGAAUCUCUGAUUUAGUAGGGAGCGAUAAGAGGGACAUAGUGUUUCUCCUUGAUGGGUCGGAUGACUCCAGAAAUGGACUACCCGCUAUUCGUGAGUUCAUCAGAAGAAUGGCAGAGGAGCUAGACAUUAGCGAAGAUAAGGUUCGAGUGGCUGUCGUACAGUAUAGUAAUGACACCAUGGUUUACUUUAACCUAAAAACUCACAGAUCCAAAAAGGCUAUCAUCUAUGCUGUUAGAAGUCUACGUCAUAAAGGAGGAAGACCUCGGAACACUGGAGCGGCUCUACAGUAUGUGCGAGACCAUGUUUUCACCGCUUCAUCUGGGAGUAGGCGCCUGGAGGGAGUCCCUCAGAUUCUGUUUUUAUUGACUGGUGGAAAAUCCAAUGAUGAUGUUUCAAGAGCGGCAUUAGAACUAAAACAAAUAGGUGUUCUAUCUUUCGCCAUUGGAAUGAAAAACACUAAACAGGGGGAGCUUCAAAAAAUUGCCUUCUCCCCCAGAUUUCUUUUCAACCUUCCUGUCUUUGGUGAACUUUUGUCCAUUCAGCCAGAGAUAGCUGCAUUUGUCCAGGCUGAAAUACAAAUUGAGCCUCCCACUGUUGUAGUUGAAUUAGAAUCCCCACAAAGAGACAUAGUGUUCCUACUGGACGGGUCAGAUGACACACAGAGUGGCUUCCCAGCAAUUAAAAAUUUUGUCCAAAGAGUGGUAGAAACACUCAGUGUUGGAGAGAACAAAGACCGUGUGUCUGUUGUCCAGUAUAGCAGAGAUCCACAGACACAUUUCAGUUUGAACACUUACAAAGACAAACAAAAGGUCCUUGCUGCUGUCCAGCAGUUGAACCAUAUCGGGGGCAGACCCCGCAACACUGGAGCAGCUCUUGAGUAUGUGAGGAAUAAUGCUUUCACUGAUUCUUCUGGGAGUCGGCAUCAGGAUGGUGUCCCUCAGAUACUGAUUCUGUUGAAUGGGGGAAGAUCUCAAGAUGAUGUUGCAAGUGCUGCUGUGGCUCUUAAACAGGACAAAGUUGUUCCAUUCUGCGUAGGAACAAGAAAUGCAGACAUACUCGAGCUCCAAAUGGUUGCACAUAACCCUUCCUAUGCUUUCUCUGUGCUUGGGUUUGAUGAUUUUGGGAGCAUCCAUCAACAACUUGUGUCAUUUGUUAAAAGGGUGCCCCGACAGCUGCCAAGACAAAAACCACAGAAUGAAUUAGGAAGUAGGCACCAGCAAGGUGUCCCUCAGAUUGUGGUUCUCUUUACUGGAGGACAGUCCAGUGAUGAUAUCAGAAAUGCUGUAGAAAACUUAAAAGGAAUUGGUGUGAUGAUAUUUGUAGUGGGAAUAAAGAAUGCAGACACCCUUGAGAUUCAGUCUAUUUCACAGGACGCCAGUCAUGCUUUCUUUGUGGCAGACUCCAGUGAUCUGUCAGGCAUUGAACAACAAAUACUUUCUGUCAUCAAGAAGCCUGAAACCCCGGCUAUCAAACCAGCAUUGUUCGAUCCCAACAGAAGAGACAUUGUAUUUUUGCUUGAUGGAACUGAUGAUUCUCAGCGAAGAUUCACAGCUAUUAAAGAUUUUGUGCAGAAAAUAGUGGCGGACCUAAAUAUCGAUGCAAACAAAGAUCGCAUGGCUGUGGUGCAGUACAGCAACACGGCAGAGACUGAUUUUAACCUAAGACGUUACUCAACAGAGGAUGACAUUCUUAAUGCA
Messenger RNA from Epinephelus moara (kelp grouper), 3588 nucleotides. Its product is annotated as collagen alpha-3(VI) chain. The transcript has 8 exons. The record is from RefSeq and is a predicted model, not a curated record. The annotation marks the transcript as partial. NCBI's taxonomy places the organism in Eukaryota, Metazoa, Chordata, Actinopteri, Perciformes, Serranidae.